GUAUCAAACCUGACAGAAGCAUAAAAUUCAGCAAAACAGAGCGUGGGUCUUGCUGCAUGAGGGAGGCCCCGCGGAGAGGCAAGAUGGGCCCUUCCCCGGAGGGAGCGCGCAGCCGUGCCCGCUGAGUUUGCCGGGAUGGAUCUCCAUGAGGAUUACAAGUCACCGUUCGACUUCAAUUCUGGAGUGAACAGAAGCUACCUUUACCUGUCGCCUGGUAUAAACCUUUCUCCGCCUGGAUCACCUGUGCUGAGAAGCUCUGGACUGCUGCGAACUGACCCUAUACCUGAGGUUGGAGAGGAUGCUGCUGCUACAGUUAGUAUGUCGGAAACACUGUCAGAAGAAGAGCAGGAUGAACUAAGAAAAGAACUUGCUAAGGUAGAAGAGGAAAUCCAGACACUCUCACAAGUGCUAGCUGCCAAAGAGAAGCAUCUAGCGGAAAUCAAGAGGAAGCUGGGAAUUAACUCGUUGCAGGAACUAAAGCAGAACAUCACCAAAAGCUGGCAAGAUGUCACAUCAACUACAGCAUACAAGAAGACAUCAGAAACCCUGUCUCAGGCUGGUCAGAAGGCCUCUGCUGCUUUUUCAUCUGUUGGCUCAGUCAUAACCAAGAAGUUUGAAGAUGUGAAUAUACGCUCCAUACAACAUUCAAUUAGCAUGCCUAUUAUGAGAAAUUCUUCAACUUUCAAAUCUUUUGAGGAAAAAGUUGAAAACAUAAAGUCUAAAGUUGGAGGAAGCAAACCUGCUGGGGGAGACUUUGGAGAAGUUCUUAAUUCUGCCGCUAAUGCUAGUUCCACAGAAAUCAUUGCAGAACAGACACAGGAGGAGACCAACUGAGAUUCCUGCCUCUGUCCUGCUACCCACUGCCAGAUGCUACAAGCAAAAACUAAGCACACUUGUAACAUUCUUUGCGCUCUUUCACCAGAUGUGCUUUUAUUUAGCACAUAGCUACUUUACCAGAUUAAUUGAUACCAAGCUUGUUUUCUGGGUUCAAAAUAUUUUUGAAACUAAAAUACAUUGUUUGGGUUUUCGUGUGGGAAGGGGAAUUUUUAUGCCUUUCAAACGUUUAAAGGACUUAUCCCUAAUUUGAAGGCAACCUUUAAAGUAUAGCAUUGAAAAUACUCUUUGGAGAAGUUAAUUAUACUGUACAUAUACUGUGGAUACAUAACUUCUUUUCAGUCUGUAACUAUUGUUCAACUUAAUCAUUAUAAAUCUACUUCUGCCAAACUGAAGCUUGUUACUUCACUCUUGUGAUUACUUCAGUUAAGUGUUGCCUAUGUGGGACAUCCAACUAGGAAGAUCACUCCCAGCUAAAGAAAGGACUGCUGCUUCAACAUGCUUAAAUUAUUCACAGCAGGAUUACAGAUAUGUAGGAAUAUACUGUAUUAAGAGCUUGUUCCUUGUACAACAGAUGUGGAUAGGGUAAUACACAACACCUGAAACUUAGUGAUUUUUCUGUGGAUCAUCCAACUAGGAAAUUUUUGACCACUGCAAAUGGAAGCAAGAUGCCUAAUAGUGUUGGUUUAGCUGGGCUACAGUAAGGCCUCCAAUCUCAUGUUUUGUACAUGAUCUUGAUGUGUAAAGAUAUACUUGUCUGAAACUUUCGAUCUGUUGUGAAUAAGUUCAUCUUAAACCACACAUGAUGGUGUCACAUUUACACUAACAAAGCAUGGAAUGUAGGCAUAUGCCUGACCGUGGAAGUUUUUUAAUUUUUUUUUUUUUUUGGGUAGCAAGACGACUGCUCCCAAAUGCUAAUGUUAAGUUUCACUGUAGUCCCUGUAGACUGAGCAUCUAAAUGUAGCUCUGCUACAUAAGGUGUGUUUUGUUUUUUUUUUUUUUUUUUGUUAAAGGCCUGCACCACUUGUGCCCCUACUCCUGUUUAAAGCCACAGAAAUCCAUUUUGAGAGGUGCACCAUGUCAUAUUGCAGCAUAGACAUGUUACAGGAUCUGCUCUCCUACCUGUUGCUUUAUCCACUGUAUGUACUCUUGAAAAUUCUUGUAUUUUUUAAGUUUCUGGCACAUGGUGUGUGUAAGAUUACAAGUUUUGGCAAAUGUUUUAUCACCAUGCUUAGAACAGGAAACAAGUCUUGAAACAUUUGUGUGAAAUCCGUGAAAUUCUAACUGCCACAAAUGUCUGGUGGAAAAAAAAUACUGGCUCCUGAUGACUUUGUUAGCAUGUCAGAUGUAGUGUAUAUGCUCAAUUACACAUGAGAGCAGCUUAAUAAAAGCCUGUAUGUGAGGAA
Messenger RNA from Dromaius novaehollandiae (emu), 2240 nucleotides. RefSeq names its product tumor protein D52 (gene TPD52). The transcript has 7 exons. Bases 136 to 834 code for a protein of 232 amino acids. Lineage: Eukaryota; Metazoa; Chordata; Aves; Casuariiformes; Dromaiidae. Gene Ontology annotation, cellular component: mitochondrial small ribosomal subunit; cytoplasm. The record is from RefSeq and is a predicted model, not a curated record. Gene Ontology annotation, biological process: B cell differentiation.